This is a messenger RNA of Odocoileus virginianus texanus, 2063 nucleotides long. Its product is annotated as sulfotransferase 1C1. The record is from RefSeq and is a predicted model, not a curated record. Gene Ontology annotation, biological process: sulfation. NCBI's taxonomy places the organism in Eukaryota, Metazoa, Chordata, Mammalia, Artiodactyla, Cervidae. Gene Ontology annotation, molecular function: sulfotransferase activity. Gene Ontology annotation, cellular component: cytoplasm.
GCAGGCUACAGACUAUGGGGUCACAAAGAGUCAGACACGACUGAGUGACUAACACUUCUCAGACUGGCUUGUUUUGCUUGGCAUAUUCACUGAAGCUUCCUCCAUGUCCUUUCAUGGCUUGACAGCUCAUUUCUUUUUGGUGCUGAGUAACAAUCCAUUGUGUGGAUGCACCAUGGCUUAUUUAUCCAUUCCCUAUAAGGGCUUGGAUUCCAGGUUUGAGCACUUGUGAAUAGAGUGGCAUGGAUGUCUGUGUUUGGGUUCUGUAUGGACACAAGCUUUCAACACAUGCUCAUGUGUCAUCUGCAUCUUUGGUGGGGUGUUGUUCAGAUCUUUUACCCACUUUUUGAUCCUGUUGUUUGUUUUCUUUCUGUUGUGCUUUAGGAGUUCCAUGCAUAGUUUGGAUAACAGAACUUUAUCAGAUAUGCCUUCUGAAAAUAUUCUCCCUAAGUCUGUGGCUUGUCUUUUGCUCUCUAACAAUCAUUGUAUUUUAAGACAGAAUAUUCUAUACAGGCUAUGCCUUUAGUCCACCAAAUCCAGCUGGGUGUAAAUGGAAAAAAUGAGCAAGAUAAAAAUAUUGGCAGAAACACAAAACAACAAAAUAUGCUAAUGCAUGCUGUCAUUAAAAAAAUAGCUUCUAUUCAAAAAAUUAGGAAUCCAUUUGAACUCAAAAAAUUGACAUUGUUCUUUAGCAAGUCAGAUUUUUCAUGUAUAGACAUCCCAAGGUCAUGGGGCACAGAGUAACAGAAAGCAGGUGUGGAAACAGAAUCAUACAAUACUGUUUGAUAGUCUGUUGCCUGCAACCAUCUUUUGAAAAUUAUUUUUUAAAAUUUCCCAAUUUCUUCCUAAUGAAGAAGAUUGUUUGUUUUAUAUUUGGGGGAAAAUGUGAAGAACCAGCUUUAAAUAAAACAUUCUGUUCUUUCCAAUUCAUACAUUUUAAAUAAUGAAGUUUUUUAAAAUGCUCAAGGUCCCACAGUUUUCACUUCUCUCACUUCUUAGGUUAACAUUAAACAAUAAUGAAUUUCCAACACAUCUCUCCUGAGUUUCUCAGAGAAUCUUAAAUUAUAAAAAGGAAUGACUGUUCAAAGCUUUAGAAAUGACACAACCACCCCUUUCUUUUAUGUACCAGUGAAAUAGUUUCACCGACAAAGAUGUCUUCGGAGGAGAUGAAAAAUCUCCACCUGGAGGAGAAAUACCUGCAACCGGAAACCAAGGAAGUGAAUGGAAUCCUCAUGACCAAGAUGAUAAGUGAUAACUGGGACAAAAUCUGGAAUUUUCAAGCCAAGCCUGAUGACCUUCUCAUUGCAACCUACGCAAAGGCAGGUACCACCUGGACCCAGGAGAUCGUGGACAUGAUCCAGAAUGACGGGGAUCUGCAGAAGUGUCAGCGGGCCAACACCUUUGACCGGCACCCUUUCAUUGAGUGGGCGCUCCCCCCGCCCCUCAGCUCAGGUCUGGAUCUCGCCAACAAGAUGGCUUCUCCGAGGACUCUGAAGACGCACCUGCCUGUUCAGAUGCUCCCACCUUCCUUCUGGAAACAGAACACAAAGAUCAUCUAUGUGGCCAGGAACGCCAAGGACUGCCUGGUAUCCUACUACCACUUCUCAAGAAUGAAUAAGAUGGUGCCAGACCCUGGCUCCUGGGAGGAGUAUGUUGAGACCUUCAAAGCUGGGAAAGUGCUAUGGGGCUCCUGGUACGACCACGUGAAGGGCUGGUGGCACGCCAAGGACCAGCAUCGCAUCCUCUACCUCUUCUAUGAGGACAUGAAGGAGGAUCCAAAGCGGGAAAUUCGGAAGAUCCUGAAGUUCCUGGAGAAAGAGGUGUCGGAGGAAGUUCUGGACAAAAUCAUCCAUCACACGUCCUUUGAGGUCAUGAAGGAGAACCCAAUGGCCAACUACACCACACUGCCCACCAGCAUCAUGGACCACUCCAUCUCCCCCUUCAUGAGGCGAGGAAUGCCUGGGGACUGGAAGAACUACUUCACUGUGGCUCAGAAUGAGGACUUCGACAAGGACUACGAGAGGAAGAUGGCUGGGAGCACCCUGACCUUCCGCACGGCCCUCUGA